This is a messenger RNA of Cinara cedri, 1740 nucleotides long. NCBI's taxonomy places the organism in Eukaryota, Metazoa, Arthropoda, Insecta, Hemiptera, Aphididae. The record is from the annotation of a GenBank genome assembly.
AUGUUCGGUGUGCCAAAAAAGCCAAGGUUUCUAAAAAGUCCAGAAGGUUCAGUGCCAAAGUUGAUGUUUGAUUUAUACAAAUCUUUACAACAGCAUGAAGGGUCACAGGACAGAAAAACUAUAAGUGUUUCUAAAAUUGGUCAGUAUGAUGACCGUACCAUUCAAGAAAGUCAUUAUUAUCACAUUAUACCUAUUAAACCAUUGCAAGUAUAAUUACCAACACAGAUUCUUAAAGACUAGUUUUUAUAACAACUUUAUUUAACAUUUACCUAUCCUUUUAUAGGAUAUAAAUAUUAGUUGUAUUUUUUGUGCAUCAAAAACAGUAAUAUAUAAUCUGUAUGUUAAAGUAAUUUUGAUGAUGGGUACUUUGUUUCAUUCAAAAUGACGGGACUUUUUUUAUAUUUUUAGUAAAGAUGUACAUUUUAUAUUCCAGUCAUUGAUACUAUUAGUGUUUUAACAUAACUAUAGGUAUAUUCGUUAAUAAAUAUUAAAAACAAUUUUGCUUUUAUAUGUAAUUAGGAGGUACCUAUCUACUAACUAAAUUAUAAUAAAAAUUAAAAACAAAACUUUUAAAUUUGUAUUAUUUAUUACUAUUAUUAUUAUUAUCUAUUAUUUAUUUUCAGUUUCAAUGAGUUAUGUAUGCCAUGAACAUGGAGAACAAAUUUGAUUUGAUUUAAAAGAUGUUCAAUCAGAACAAACUCAUUUAAUUACAUCAGCUGAAUUUCUUGUAUACCAAUCUAGUAUUAAAAAAAACUAUUCAGUGACUUUAUAUAAAGUUUUGAUUUUAAACAGCAGGUAAGUUGUAUUAUUUGAAUAUAUAAAUUAUUAUCUACCUGAAUGCAAAGAGGGUAUAGUGUUUACUGUUUUGGUUUCAUGUAUAUAUGUAUUUGUCUGUGUGAAUUUCUAUAUUUUACUGUAAUUAAUAAAAUCAUAUUAAAAAUUAAUGGGAUGAUUGUAAAUAAUCAAAUCAUUUAUUAUAUUAUAUCUGUACCAUUAGUUAAAUAUGUUAGAAAAAAAUCUUCUAAAUAUGUUAGCAUAGUGACAUUCACAAGAUGUACCAAUUCAGUUUCAGACUUGGAUCUCAAUUGCUUAUUAUUUUCAUCAAUUUUGUUCGCAUUUCCACAUUUAUAGUUUUUAUUUUACUUUUUUUUUUUAACAGAAAAGAAUUGGAAUAUGUAGAUUGGUUGAUAGAGUGGUUAUGGUUUAAAACAGUAGGAGUUUUGAUCUUAUGGAUUCAUUCAUAUCCUUAUUCACUUCCUAGUGAAAGUUAGUAAUAUAAUUAGCAAAUAAUUCUGAGGAAUGGAGUUUAAUACUGUGAAAAAUGCACAUUACAGUAAAUUCCAUUACUACCAUCUCUAAUUAUUAAUAAGUAAUCAAUAUAUGUAUUUGUUUUAUUUUCUCAUUGUUUGAUAAAUCUAAAUAAACUUUUAGUUUUAAAAAAGACAUUGUUAGAUCACAAACCAGAAGAAAUUGAUAUGGUUACUUGAGCGAAUAAAAUCAGUUGUCCGAAUCAAUAAUACCAUUCAUGGUAGUUUACUUAAAAUCUAGAAAUUAUGGAGUAAUAAUUGGUAACCUUUCUCUUCAAAAACAUAGACGCAGAAGAAAAACUACCUAUAGAAUUGAGUUCAAAUAUUAAUCUAUUACAAAGUAAGAUAAAUAUAUUUGAUCAGCUAUAAUAUUUAUAAUUUGACUUGUUUUUAAUAAUAGAGUGACAUCUCUUUUCCAGUUUUCCCUACUUAA